Pieris napi is the source of this 2739-nucleotide messenger RNA. It is a transcript of the gene Pisd, whose product is annotated as phosphatidylserine decarboxylase proenzyme, mitochondrial. Gene Ontology annotation, biological process: phosphatidylethanolamine biosynthetic process. Lineage: Eukaryota; Metazoa; Arthropoda; Insecta; Lepidoptera; Pieridae. Gene Ontology annotation, cellular component: mitochondrion. The record is from RefSeq and is a predicted model, not a curated record. Bases 205 to 1338 code for a protein of 377 amino acids. Gene Ontology annotation, molecular function: phosphatidylserine decarboxylase activity. The transcript has a single exon.
UUUUGGUUUAACAUAUCGAUUGACUUACUAAAAUCGAUUUGUUGUCAAUGUCAUUUUUUAUGUAUUUUAUUAUUUUAAUUCGACUUCAAACCAAUAAGCCUUGGCCGUGAUGUUAUCAGUCGUUAAUACUUACGCAAAACUAUUUUUCGCUAAUUAAAUAAACAUUUUAUUUUUGAACUAUUACUGAAGGUGGCCGAGUGCGAAAUGUUUCCGGCGACGCGCAUUCGAAGCUGCCUUCCAGUCAUAAACCCGAUGUUCAAGCGAUUGAAGCCCCACAGGCCAUUUCGUCAAGCAAAUCUUUACCAGACAAAGAGUGUUAAUACAACGGCGCAACUUCAGAAAUCUAAAUGGACAAACGUUCGGGCUAUAUUCACAAGAUGGGUUCCUCUUGGCAGUGUUAUGUACGUAGGAUGGUGUUACAUUCGAGCUACAAUCAACUACGAGAUAUCGAAAGUGGAAAUCAAGUUCUACGAAAUGUUUCCAUUUAGAAUUACGAGCAGAUUGUGGGGUAAGAUUGCGGCGUAUGAACUCCCUGUAUCGCUUCGUAGCUUUGUGUAUGGUACGUAUGCACGAAUGUUUAGCGUAAAUCUGAGUGAAGCUGCGAUAUCCGAUUUAACAUAUUAUAAAAGUUUAUCAGCAUUUUUCACUCGAGCCUUACGCGAUGGCGCGAGAUAUAUAUCACCAGCUCCAUGCGUUUCACCAUGUGACGGUGUUGUAUUAAAUUGUGGACCAGCUAAAACUGAUAGAAUAGAACAAGUAAAAGGUGUAACUUACAGUUUGGAAGAAUUUUUGGGGGAAAAUAAAUGGUCUGGAAAUGGUAGGAGCUACUAUGACUCAUUGCUACAAGAUAAGAAGAAUGUACUGCAUCAGUGUAUUAUAUAUUUGGCCCCUGGUGAUUACCAUAGAUUUCAUUCUCCCUGUGACUGGAAUUCUUCUUUUAGAAGACAUUUUUCAGGAAAACUUUUGUCUGUAAACCCUUGGAUGGCUAGCUUGAUACCAGGGCUAUUUACAAUGAAUGAGCGAGCAGUUUAUAUUGGAGAAUGGAAACAUGGUUUCUUUAGUAUGACAGCUGUUGGUGCUACCAAUGUAGGUUCUAUAGAAAUUUACAAGGAUCCAGAUUUAAGAACAAAUACAAAAGGAAAGAGAAAUAGAGUAGAUGAAACAGUCAUGGAAAAGAUUUCUUUUAAAAAAGGUGAAUUAUUUGGACAAUUCAAUAUGGGUAGUACUAUAAUAUUACUUUUUGAGGCCCCAGCAGACUUCAAAUUUGACUUAAAAGGUGGCGAUAAAGUUCUUGUUGGCCAAGCAUUAACAGAAAUGAGUAAAGAAAACUCUAGAUGACUGGUUUAUGAAGACCUUGUCUAUGCGGCUCAGAUGAUAUUGAUGUUAUAUAUAAUGUCGCUAAUGCUUUAAGUAUUAUGUGUAGUCAGUGUAAUUUAGCAUAUAAAGUGGUCUCUGGUAGCUUAGAUACUAGAUAGAUAUUUAGACAGAUUAUUUACUACAAAGAACCCAACACGGCUAUUGUAGUACUCUCAGUUAGUUUAAGGGAUGCAAAUUAAGUAUUAUAAUGACAGAGAAUCAACAUAAUAGUUGGUAAAGCAGUUUUUACAUAUUUAUGUAGGUUUUUAUAAUUUUACUAAGCUUUGGGUAUGAAAUUGGAGUUACAAGGAAAAAUAAAAGUUGAUGAAUAUAUAUAUGUAUAUUGUAUAUAUAACCAUAUAAACAUCAUUUAGAGAUGAUAAAAAAUUACAAGGACAUUUUAUAUAGCAGUUCUGGGUUCUUUUGUUAUAAUUGCUGUGAACUGGUUAAAAUUAUGUCCAAUAAACAUAUAUUUUGAUCUGUAGCACAUUCGAUAGACACGAUACUCAUUAUGUAUGAAGCUUGCAUCCAGUAGCUUUUAUAUUUAUAUAAACCUAGUCUUAAAAAGUGUGAUUUAGAACUCAAAUGUACAAAAACUCCAAAAAUGAAUUAAAUAUUAAUAGAAAACUAAUUGUAUUUUUGUAUUUUGCAUACAUAAUUUGCCACACUGAAUGAAGGUAAAAUGUAUUUUUACUUGUAUUAUGCUUUGAGCAAGUUAAUUGGUCCGAUGAGACGGUAAGUUUUUUAAUUUAAAUUAUAAGAAAAUUCGCUUCUAAUGCUUUAAAACAAACAGAUGGAUUGUCAAUUUGUGACCAGACGGGUCUUGUACAAGGUUUAACAAUUUAAGAUUCAAUUAUACAAUUGUAAUAAUUUUGUUUUAUACCGGCAACAAUAAUGGUUUUAAAUACUUGCCUUAAUAAUCGAUACAUUUUCGGGAAUUAUAAAAUAUUAAUGCAAAGUGGUAAAAGUACUUGUUACAUUCAGAAAUAACAGCAAUAUGGUCAUUUUGUGUAGCUAUUGAUCUAGUGCCCCAACUCUGUAAUUGCCAUUAGCGAUACCGAUCCCAAUAAUGGGAUUUUGUUACGCGGGAUUAUUGAGAGAACAACAUCAAACUCACAAACCAUACAAAAACGUCUGUCGCUAUUGGAAGUUACAAUACGGGCGUUGGUCGUUUUCUCGAUUGUACAUAUAAUAUAUGUAGUUAUGUAUUUGUAAUUUAAUCAUUUGUAUAUCAUGCGAUUUUCUUACGGCUAUUAUUGUAUUCGUGGUGUGAGGUAUUCAAAGAAUUGUUAAAUUUUAAAGUAUGAUGAUGCUAUAAUAAAUUUGCUUUAGGGAAAACCUAGUAUGACAUUGAAUUCAGGGUUAAUAAAUGUGUCGUUUUUA